Anneissia japonica is the source of this 764-nucleotide messenger RNA. RefSeq lists its product as uncharacterized. The transcript has 3 exons. Bases 62 to 379 code for a protein of 105 amino acids. Gene Ontology annotation, biological process: signal transduction. NCBI's taxonomy places the organism in Eukaryota, Metazoa, Echinodermata, Crinoidea, Comatulida, Comatulidae. The record is from RefSeq and is a predicted model, not a curated record. Gene Ontology annotation, molecular function: 3',5'-cyclic-nucleotide phosphodiesterase activity.
ACAGAUCUUUGAAGAGGUUAGUAGCUCAGAGAAUGAGGAAGGGGAAGAAGACGUCAACAUCAUGGAGGUCGGGGAUUCCCAGCAAGGCAUGGAGGAGUUCAAAGUACAAAAUGUCACUGAUGCUCUCAAAGGAUUAGAAGCAGCUGUAGAUCAAGAUAACACAAUCACAGAAGACAGCAUGCAGCAAGAGAGGAAAUUGAAAUACUGUACUUGCACUAUUUGUAGCUUCCUUUGUCAUGAUCUUGAUAACUGUGGAACAAACAUCAGCUUUCAGGUUCACUCUGAUUCUGUGCUUGCCGCCCUCUAUAGUUCAGAAGGAUCAGUAAUGGAGGUAAAAUUUAAAGAUUGUCAUAUUUCAUUCAAUAAUGGACAUUUGUGAAGUGUCAGUCAAACUUAUCUGACCAAUCAGAGCAGGACCAGGAAUAUGUGCAUCCAUAGCAACAAUAUCCAAGGGGCGUGGCUUAAUAGAAAGGUCCAUUGAGGGCUGAGGAAAUGAUACCAAAGAAACAUUGAUGUUGAGCAAAUUAUGUUAAAUUGGCGCCAAAUAUGGCAAAUGCGAUACAAGGGCAAGUGUCUCAAGUCUCCCACAAAUCGUGGAAAUCUCCUGGAAAUUGGCACUCCCUCCUGCAAGAAGAAUCUGACGAAAAAUAACUUGACAUUCGCAUGUUUGGCUACUGUAUUUACAAUAGUCUCGGGGAAUACAGUACCAAUGGGCAGGCACGGAUCCAGAAUUCACCAUGACUAUCACACAGAUAGGGUCCUAG